CGGCCCGCACACCGCUUCAUCACUACACAUACUGCCGACGGAAAAGCUGCUUUCUUUGAUGGCCUGCCGGAAGAGAUUACCUUGAAGCGACUGGGAGUUGCUGGCUUCCACGUUCAUUACGCCACCACCGAAACCCCAGUUGUAUUCAGCGACAACAAAGACCUUGAAGCUUUCAUUCGACCGGCUAAUCCCGAAACAAUUGCCAACAAAGAUGGCAGCGUGGUUCGCAUGGUGGACAUGGAGCCUGGUGCAACUUCACCAAUGCAUCGAACCAACUCGCUAGACUACGGUGUGGUACUCGAGGGUGAGAUCGAUCUUAUCCUCGAGGAACUUGAACAUGGUCCCCGGCGGCGAAUGCGACCCGGUGAUGUGAGUGUGCAGCGCGCCACCAUGCACGCAUGGCACAAUCCCAGCAAAGACAAGUGGGCACGGAUGUUGUAUGUACUGGUAGAGGCGAAACCAUUCGAGGUGGGCGGCAAGGCACUCGGCGAAGAUCAUGGC
Molecule: messenger RNA, 501 nt
Organism: Baudoinia panamericana UAMH 10762
Lineage: Eukaryota; Fungi; Ascomycota; Dothideomycetes; Mycosphaerellales; Teratosphaeriaceae
Exons: 1
Source: RefSeq, a predicted model, not a curated record